AUGAGAUCGUUCGUGCUUCUAUUCGCUGUUCUGGCCGCCGUUGCCAGCGCCGAAUGGAUCGACAUCGAUUGGUCCACGGUGCGUCCGAUCGAGGAGUUCGACCACUACUGGGAGCGUCUGCCAGCUGAGCUGCAAGUCUACCGCGAGAAGCUUCCGUCGCACCGCAUCACCAACGGGCAGGAGGCGACACCCGGCCAGUUCCCGUUCCAGAUCGCUUUGAUCAGUGAAUUCGCGUCCGGUAACGGUCUUUGCGGUGGCUCCGUGCUGACGCGCAACUUUAUCCUGACCGCUGCUCAUGGAUUUGGACGCACUUCGGAUGCGAGCUCUGCUACCUCGGCUGUGGUUAGGUUCACCACCAACCCGGUGAUGACCAAUGCGGACUGUAUUGCCCGCUGGGGCUCAACUGUAGUUAACCAGCACGUAUGCCUGAGCGGAGCAGGAGGACGCUCGUCCUGCAACGGAGACUCUGGUGGUCCGCUGACCGUCCAGUCCGGUGGAACGAUGCAGAUCGGUGUGGUGUCGUUUGGAUCCGUUAAUGGCUGUGCCAUCGGUAUGCCCUCGGUGUAUGCUCGUGUGACGUUCUUCUUGGACUGGAUCGUGGCCAACUCGGACUUUGUUCCGCAGCCGUAA
Anopheles arabiensis is the source of this 630-nucleotide messenger RNA. Its product is annotated as chymotrypsinogen B-like. Gene Ontology annotation, biological process: proteolysis. The record is from RefSeq and is a predicted model, not a curated record. The transcript is spliced from 2 exons. Gene Ontology annotation, molecular function: serine-type endopeptidase activity. The coding region runs from base 1 to 630 and encodes 209 amino acids. NCBI's taxonomy places the organism in Eukaryota, Metazoa, Arthropoda, Insecta, Diptera, Culicidae.